CAAUCGUUCUACAUGAAUGACCAUUCUUUAAAAAAUAACAAAGCUGGUUCAUAGAUUCAAUGAUCAAAUUAAUGACCAAUGUAAUGUAUGGCAUUCAACUUGUGCAACGAACGUACACGCCCAGCGAAGUUAAAAUCGCAAAGUAAAUAGAAAACAUUAACUAUGAGAAUAUUCUGAUAGUCUACCGAUUUUUUUAUUUAGUUUAUCUUUUCGUUGAUAACUAAGCGUUAGGAUGUCUGUGAGUGCAUCGGCCGAAAACCUCUCAACUGACGCACAAAGUUGUGAUGGAGGCUCAAUGUGUCUGGAGCUGGCGCUGGAAGGCGAGCGCCUGUGUAAAGCCGGGGACUGCCGCGCCGGCGUGGCCUUCUUCCAGGCUGCUAUACAGGCAGGCACUGAUGAUCUCAGAACUUUAAGCGCUAUAUACAGUCAACUGGGCAAUGCUUACUUCUAUUUAGGAGACUAUAACAUGGCAAUGCAGUACCACAAACAUGAUUUAACCUUAGCUAGGACAAUGAAUGACAAAUUAGGAGAAGCAAAGGCCUCAGGUAACUUAGGAAAUACACUUAAAGUGAUGGGAAAGUUUACAGAGGCAAUACAGUGUUGCAAGCGCCACCUGGAGAUAUCACGAAGUUUAGGCGACAAACUAAGCGAAGGACGUGCUCUUUAUAACCUUGGAAAUGUAUACCAUGCUCAAGGAAAGCAGCUGGGCAGAGUUGGCCAAAAUGACCCCGGACACUUCCCACAAGAGGUGCGGGAGUGCCUCUUGCAGGCAGUUGCCUAUUACGAAGAAAACCUGGAGCUUAUGCGUAGCCUCGGUGACAGGCAGGCUAUGGGCAGGGCAUGCGGCAACCUGGGCAACACGUGCUACCUACUCGGCGACUUUGCGCGGGCCAUCCGGUACCACACCGAGCGCUUGCAGAUAGCUCGUGACUUCGGGGAUAAGGCGGCCGAGCGGCGCGCCAACAGUAACCUCGGCAACUCGCACAUAUUCCUCGGGCAAUUUGAAAACGCCGCAGAGCACUAUAAACGCACGCUGUCACUGGCGGAGGAGCUGGGUGACGCGGCGGUGGAGGCUCAGGCGUGCUACUCGCUAGGCAACACGUACACGCUGCUGCGCGAGUACCGCGUGGCUGAGGAGUACCACGCGCGCCACCUGGCCGCUGCGCGACGCCUGCACGACCGCGUCGGCGAGGGCCGCGCCUGCUGGUCCCUCGGCAACGCGCACGCCGCGCUCGGCAACCAUGAGAAAGCGCUUUAUUUCGCCAAUGAACACUACAACAUAUCCAAAGAACUUGGUGACGUGCUGGGAAUGGCGACGGCCCAGAUGAACAUCAGCGAUCUCCGUAAGGUGCUGGGGAUGCCGGCGGAGGCAGACGAUUCUCCGCCCGCGCCUCCCUCUGAUGAUGACAGUGCUCCUCGUACUCCUUUCAACGCACUACGAGUCCGGAGACAAAGCAUGGAGCAAUUGUCUCUUAUACAGAUUACUCCUGACUCGAAGAAGAAUGAGAAGGAACAGGAGCCAGAAUCGAAAAAAGAGAUCGCGCGCAGCGAGUCCGAAGACAACCCGGAGUCGUUCUUCGACCUGGUGUUGCGGUGCCAGUCGGGGCGCAUGGACGAACAGCGCGCCAUCCUGAACAGCAACAAGGAGAACCGACAUAAGCCCAAGCCGAACAACAAUUUACAGAAUAUGGGGUCUGACGAUACGAUGCUCGACAUGAUCAACAGCCUGCAGUCGGAGCGCAUGGACUCGCAGCGGGCUGAGCUGCGACCUGCGCAGAAGGCGACGGGCAAGGAGCCGGGCCCUGGCACGUCCCUGCCCGGGCUACGCGCGCAGCACACCACACACACCAAGCCGGAGGACGACUUCCUCGAGAUGAUCGCGCGCGUGCAGGGCUCCCGCCUCGAAGAUCAGCGCACGGAGCUGCCCCGCCCGCGCCCUGAACCCGCCAAGCCGCGCACCGAGCCCGCCAAGCCGCGCCCGCGCAACGAAAACAAGGGCACUCUGCCCGACGAUGACUUCUUCUCGCUCCUCAUGAGAGCUCAAGGAGGCCGCAUGGAGGACCAACGUGCUUCUAUACCAAUUAACCGUGCUCCCAAGAACGACACCAACGCCAAGAAGUAAACAGACAGCGAGUGGUGUUGUACGCGGCAUGGGCACACUGCUCCUGUCCAGCGAUGCGAUAUAUUAUUUAAAUAAAUGUUGAUUAAGUUGUCGCUCGUUGUACAUUUGUUUUGUAGUUCGCACGCGAGUCAAAUCGUCCGAUUCCGAGUCCGACGAUAUCGUUCUAAUGGCCCUACAUCCCUUGAUGAUUGAUAUCUGUUGGAGGUCAUCCUGAAAACAUACAAAACUAUAUUAAGAUAUGUAGUUAUGUAUAUAUCAAAAGCGUUACAUACUUAUGUUUUUUAAAAUGUAAAAUUACAUACGGUCUAAUAAAAAUUAAGGAUAUUUUUCUUAACACGGAUCCGGCCUCUAUUAAAUAAAGUAAAUAUAUAAAGAUGAAUAUUAGUUGUAAAGUUUCUUUUGUGUUCACGAUAUAGUGCAUGGUGCGGGUGGCGAGGAUGUAGGAUAACCUAAGCACACAAUGAUACAAUAUUCGUCCGUUGCUAAAUAAUUUACUUUGCUACGUAAGUGCCUGACGUCUUCGUCUUUGUUGUUACAAUCUAAGCUAACGUUCUAUUGACUGCGCGUCUCUAAUAUUAUGUACUCAUUCAUUUUAACUCGAUACGAUAUCACUAUUGACUAUAAAUAAAUUUAAUUUUACUGACAUGAAUUUUUAAAUCAUGAUUUUUUACUUAUUAUUAACAAUCUUAUGUAUUUUAAUAAUUAUAAAUAACCCUCAAAUACUUUGAAACGAAGUUUUGUAAUGUAAAUUGUGAUAGUGCUCCACUAUUGGCAAUAAUUUAAUUUAUAAAUUAAUAGAAAUAUUAGUUGUAAGCGGUAACUGUAGGUAGGUGACGUGACAGCGGUACCGCGUGGAGCACGCGCUGCCCUUCGUUACCUGAUCUUUUGAUGAUGUUUCAUCUUUGUCUACGUAAUUGUACACUAUACCCACAAGUGAUCUUAUUAACCGAUUGUGAUUUUAUGUAUUUAUUUUUACUCAAUGUCUUACUCCGAUUUCAUAUUGUUUACCAAAAAUAUUAACAACACUGUAGUUAGUUUUUGUUAUUUUGUAUACAAUAUUCAUUCCAAAUGCAUUUAGGUACUAUAAAUCAUAAUGUCUACAAAUGUGUUCUAUUUAUAAAAAUAUUCUCUUUUGAACAACUAGUGUGGAGAUGAGGACUUGAACUAUUGACUGUUAUUGUAAUGAAUAAAUAAUAUAAUCGAAUAGUAGCUAGCAAUGCAUGCAAGUAACUAGUGGUGACACAGCACUGACUCGCCUCUUCAAUUUCUCGCCAAUUAAUGGCCACUACUACGUGUGCUAUAAUAAAUAUUUGUAGUAUCCCUGUGACAAGCCACCACUACCCAAUUUGUUAGUAGUCUGUCAAGUCAACUUGUGUAAUUAAUGAUAAAAAUAAGUUCAAAUGUUCGAACAUAAUACGAGUAUUUUAAUAAACUGAUGCAGGCAAUACGGCCAUAAUUGGCCAACGUUUGAGUAACGUGGCGAUGGAGAUGAGUCUUGUAAACAUUAAUACUUUAGUCGGAUCAAAGAAUCUUAUUAGUUAGGAUAUAUAUUUCAAAUUUAUAAACCCUAAAUUUAUACACUGAACAAUUUGGAAAUAAUUCUUAGUAUUUUAUGUUCAUUGUAAUUAUUCUAAAUUUAUAUAAGGUAAGAAAUUGUUAAUGUAGGCCAAUAAAUGCCAAACUACACAUUUGAACUGACA
Messenger RNA from Spodoptera exigua (beet armyworm), 3822 nucleotides. The record is from the annotation of a GenBank genome assembly. Lineage: Eukaryota; Metazoa; Arthropoda; Insecta; Lepidoptera; Noctuidae.